Molecule: messenger RNA, 1278 nt
Organism: Enhydra lutris kenyoni (northern sea otter)
Lineage: Eukaryota; Metazoa; Chordata; Mammalia; Carnivora; Mustelidae
Product: ZFP92 zinc finger protein
Exons: 5
Coding region: 1-1278 (425 amino acids)
Biological process (GO): regulation of DNA-templated transcription; positive regulation of reciprocal meiotic recombination
Cellular component (GO): nucleus
Molecular function (GO): histone H3K36 methyltransferase activity; recombination hotspot binding; histone H3K4 methyltransferase activity
Source: RefSeq, a predicted model, not a curated record
AUGGCAGCCAUUCUCUUGAAGGCCAAACCCAAGGUGCCAGUGUCUUUUGAAGAUGUGUCCGUAUACUUCACCAAGACAGAAUGGAAGCUUCUGGAUGUCCAACAAAGGAUCCUCUACAAGACAGUGAUGCUGGAAAACUAUCGUCAUUUGGUGUCCCUGGGAUUUUUAUCCACCAAGCCUCACCUGGUCUCCUGGCUGGAACAAGGGGAGGGGCCCUGGGCAACAGACGUCUGGAGAACACUGGCCACCGCGGAGAUGCAGACAGGAGACGGGAUACAGACCGGGACGUCGGUUUCCGCACAGAAGCGUGGCCCCGAAGAACUCCCGGGGCCCGAUCGUCGGGCGGGUGACGAUCGCCCAGUGGCCGGGCCGCCAGGGGACGCGCCGGAGCAGGGAGUGAGACGGGCUCCCUCUCCGCAGACGAGGUCCAGCAGGGGUGACCCUCCCCGGGAGAAAGGUCCCGGCGGCCCGUCCGGGGCGGCCGGAGAGACGCCGCGGAGGAGCAGCCCCCGCGUCGGGCAGGAGCGGGUUCCUGGGCGGCAGGGAGCGCGCGGCGCCGAGAAGCGCUACGUGUGCCAGCAGUGCGGCCGCGCGUUCAGCCGCAGCUCCAACCUCAUCAAGCACCGGGUCAUCCACAGCGGCGAGAAGCCAUACGCGUGCGGCGAGUGCGGGAAGCUCUUCCGGCGGAGCUUCGCGCUGGUGGAGCACAGGCGCACGCACAGCGGCGAGCGGCCGUACGCGUGCGGGGACUGCGGCAAGGCCUUCACGCGCAGCUCCAACCUCAUCAAGCACCAGGUCAUCCACAGCGGCGAGAAGCCGUACGCGUGCCCCGAGUGCGGGAAGCCGUUCCGGCGCCGCUUCGCGCUGCUGGAGCACCGGCGCACGCACAGCGGCGAGCGGCCCUACGCGUGCGGGGACUGCGGCAAGGCCUUCCGCCGCAGCUCCAACCUCAUCGAGCACCAGCGCACGCACCGCGGCGACAAGCCGUACGCGUGCGGCCAGUGCGCCAAGGCCUUCAAGGGCGUGUCGCAGCUCAUCCACCACCAGCGCAGCCACAGCGGCGACAGGCCCUUCACGUGCAAGCAGUGCGGCAAGGCGUUCCGCGGCUCCUUCUUCACUGCCAGGCUCUCUGGCAGGCAAGUGGUAGGUCCCCACUGGGCCUCCGAGGAGCACGGGCGCCUACCCUGCCACACAGGGGAGGUUCGACUGGACAUCAGGACAGUGAGGGGAAACCUGGAGAUGCAGAAUUCCUUCCGAGCAGGCAUCUUGGAGCUCUGA